This is a messenger RNA of Drosophila ficusphila, 2102 nucleotides long. Its product is annotated as leucine-rich repeat-containing protein 58. The transcript has 3 exons. The record is from RefSeq and is a predicted model, not a curated record. Bases 318 to 1439 code for a protein of 373 amino acids. Lineage: Eukaryota; Metazoa; Arthropoda; Insecta; Diptera; Drosophilidae. Gene Ontology annotation, molecular function: protein binding.
CGGCUUGGCGAUCUGAAAAGCCACCGCUGGCAGGCACUUGGCAUUCGCGCUGGGCGAUUGGAACAGUGCGAGCGUCAAGUCGCGACGGCUUUUUAAAUAAUAAUCAUUUUUCUACCCGCUGACAGUCCCACAUCUGUUUUUUGUUUUCGUUUUCGUUCGCGUUGCGUUGCGUUUGGGCUUACAUUUUUUUUUUUUUUGUUUGUGAGAGAGCGUGCUGUUCGAUCGAUCGAUCGGACCGGAGCAGUGGAGUAGUAAACAAAGCGAUCGCGCCAUCCAACAAAAGGAUUGAAGAGAAGACAGAACAGCCAACAGCAGCCAUGGAGGUCUACACGUCGGACAGUUCGGAUACGGAUUCGCGGGAGCAGAAGACCCUGGACUUUGGUCGGAUGAGUCUGGACCUCGUUACCCUCGAGGAUCAUUUGGCCUCGCCGCAAAAGGCCUUGCUCAAGGCGAGCGGCGACAUCGAGACCAUGCUGCUCAACCACAAUCGUCUGGUGGGCUUGCCCCGCCUCCUGUUGCAGUUCGCCAACUUGAAGGUGCUGGAUCUGAGCUCCAAUGCUAUCACCACUUUGCCCGAUGCCGUUUGCCAGUUGCCAUUGGUGACCCUGAUCGCCAAGAACAACCUGCUGACCAAUGCCUCGCUGCCGAAGUCUCUGCUCUCCAAGUUGGCCAACAAUAACAAUACCACAAACGGUGGUGGCUCCACUCUUAAGGAACUCAACCUGAGUGGCAACCAGCUGACCCACUUUCCGGAACAGGUCACCGAGCUGCGCCACCUGAAGUAUCUCUAUCUGGGCGCCAACAAGAUCACCAGCAUCUCGAAGGACAUCUGGAAGAUGCAGAGCCUGCAUGUUUUAUCCUUGGGCGGCAAUCUGAUCAGUGAAGUGCCCGAGGCAGUGGGCUCCCUCAACCAGCUGCAGGCCCUCGUCCUUUGCGACAAUCUGAUCGAGAAUCUGCCGACCAGCAUCGCCCGAUUGAAGACUCUGAAAUCCCUGCUGCUCCACAAGAACCGCCUGCGGCAUCUCCCCAAGGACAUUGUGGCCCUAAAGAACCUGACCGAGCUGAGUCUGCGCGACAAUCCGCUGGUGGUGCGGUUCGUGCAGGAAAUGGCCUUGAAGCCGCCCACCCUGCUGGAGCUGGCCGGUCGGACGGUGAAGGCCAGUGGCCAGCGGCCGGGACCCUACGACAUCCCACGGACACUGGCCGAGUAUCUGAACAACGCCAACUGCUGUGUAAAUCCGAACUGCAAGGGCGUCUUCUUCGACAAUCGGGUGGAGCACAUCAAGUUCGUGGACUUUUGCGGCAAGUACCGGGUGCCAUUGCUGCAGUACCUCUGCUCCUCGAAGUGCAUCGAACCGGAGCAGCCGGCGCGUGGAUCAGCCGCUCCGGCGGCGAGCGCCAGCAGUGGGUUCAUGAUGCGCAAGGUGCUGCUGGGCUAGCCGCCGCCCAGUACGGCGCCCGCCCACUCCGGCUCCUGGUCGCAUCAUCCGGGGCAUCGAACGAUCCGGGUCCGAUCCGAUCCUGGUACCGGAGCGGACACAGACACGAGAUCGAUAUCGGAUUAGGAAUCGCGGGAGCGGAACGGAAACGGAAACGGAAAGAAAACAGAAGAGGUAGCGGCAACAAUGAUGGCGACGGAUCCACGCGUUCCGAGGAGCCGAGGUGUCCGGCAGCCACGAAUCCGCUCACCGCUCGCCGGGAUUCCCAUUGGCUUCACACACACACCCACACACACACACACACACACAACCGUUAUCAAAUCCAAUUUGAACUAGUUUUCUAAGUGAUUACGACCUGUUUGCUGGCUCGUCUUGCGUGCCAUUUAGCUCUCUUUCUGUUUGUUUGUUUGUUCGCUUGUUGUUAUCCACACUUACACAAUCUAUACCAAAGAAACACGGCUGGCUUUCACUGGGCAGAAGGAUUUGAGUGGCUUGCUGAGCAUUUGGCGAUUAUAAUCGUUGAUAUGGCAGAUUGCACUGGUUACUCAACUUGUCAUCCAAAAAGAGAAUAAGUUCUUCUGGUUAUGUAAUAUUUAGUAUGUAUGUCCUCAAGAUCUUGCAACGAUUGAACUCCAAAUAUACUUGUCCCGAACCUUUACAGUC